Papaver somniferum (opium poppy) is the source of this 2799-nucleotide messenger RNA. RefSeq names its product chlorophyll a-b binding protein 8, chloroplastic-like. The record is from RefSeq and is a predicted model, not a curated record. Gene Ontology annotation, biological process: response to light stimulus; photosynthesis, light harvesting in photosystem I. NCBI's taxonomy places the organism in Eukaryota, Viridiplantae, Streptophyta, Magnoliopsida, Ranunculales, Papaveraceae. Bases 2082 to 2564 code for a protein of 160 amino acids. The transcript has a single exon. Gene Ontology annotation, cellular component: plastoglobule; chloroplast thylakoid membrane; chloroplast envelope.
ACCAACUCUUUGCUGCCAUAUUCGAAGUCUUUAUGCUACCAACAGUUCAACCAACACUGACGAGAGCUCAAUGUGACAUACUUUCAUGAUUGUUCAGGCAACUUCACGUAUGUCUUGACUCUUGAUGUCUGUCAACUUACAGCUUCUUGCUCGGCCUUUUGCUGAACCAAUCUCCAAGCUUCUUAGGUUGAUUUUCUUGCCAGCUUCCAUUAUCCCACACACGCGUUCUCAACUAAUAGUGAAUACACCUUCUUCUUAAAAAUAAAUAAAUGAAGAACUUGUUUUCACUACUAGAUCAGAACGCAACAAUGGAAUUGAAAUAAUCUUAGUUAAACCACACAUUCCCAUAUCUUUCCAAUCUGGUUUUGGAUAUCUUUAGAUACCACAACCCAAAUUGAUUUCCUUUUCAAGCUUAGCUUAACGAUUUAUGGAACGACAAGUGUGAUCAGUGGGAAAGACUCUGCACUCCGUUGAUUGUUGGAGCUCAAGGGAGUAAAAUAUUAAUCACUACUCGUAAAUCUCAGUUUGCAGAUUUAUAUAAGUCUUGUGUUUAUUGUAGGCUGCUUUUGAAUGAGACUGCCGAGACAAAAAGUGGAAAAAAUGCAUGUCCGGAUGUGCUCCAAGAGCAAUUAUAACAGACCAAGAUAAACCAUGAAGAAUGCAAUACCAAUUGUUUUUCCAAAGCUAGACAAAGAUGGUGUUUGUGGCAUAUAAUGAAAAAAAUCCCGAAAAGGAGAAAAUUGUGCUUGCUUUGAAACAGGAGAUUGCAUCCUGUCUCAUUCCACAGAUCAUCAAGUCCUGUUUUCCUUGCAAUUCCUGUCCUGCAAAGUUUGCAGCACUGAUGACAAAAUUUUCAACCCACAUAACAUCUGUGCGAUAUUUGGCUCUGUUGGGUUUGACUCUACAUUCAUCCAUAGAUGCCAACCCUCAACAGAGACGAUUUGUAGGUUUUUUGUAUUCUUUAAUGGAAGGGUUUCAAAAACAAAUUGAGAAACCUCAUAUCAUCAUAACUAUUAUGAAAAAACCACAAGUAACCAUUACAAGAAGAACCAUAAAGAUGAACACCACAACAAUCUGGAGAUUUGAAAUCCAUUUCAACAGCACUCGUUUCUACUAAAUCAGGGCUUGAAAUUAGAGCAGGAAAAAAGAUAUCAUAAACACUUACAUACCUCUCGAUUUAUUACUGAAUGCUUGCUCCAGAUUCGGAAGGUGUGAGGCUGAUAAACUAGGGUUUCAAAACUCUCUUCUACUCCCCUUUUAUUACAGCGGCAGGGACAAGAAUGUAGUGUUUUAGAUGGACUUUAAAAAGCCCGGUCUUUGAUUCAGCGGGUUACGGGCUGAUUCAGAGUUUAUUUGACACGUCAGCAUAACAACUUGAAAGGAUUUCUCAAAUCAUCAAAUAGAUAGAUCACUGUGAUUUUAGAGAACGAUCCUAAUAGCAUCUGUCACAUUUUUGCCACCACAACUUGAUCUCCAAUGCGACGAAUUCUGUUAGCUUGGAUGUUAGUGUAGCUGCACUUUAGCAAUCUAAAGACAAAUACACACUCAGUAAUACUGCUGGGAAAAGAAGAAUUCUUGAAUUUGUGGUGCCAAAUCCACAACCAAUGAGAACACAGCUGAAGAUCUUCAUGGAUAGACACAUCUAAUCCAACACUAGCCUAUAUAAAGAACAUGAAUUACAUCUCACCAAAUCAUCAAAAUACAAUCUUCAAUUAAUCUUUCAUUUUCCAAGCUAACAAGAAAACAUUUUAAUGGCAACCAUGGCUCUCUCUUCCCCAUCAUUUGCAGGGAAAGCUGUGUCUGUAAGCCCACAAUCAGAUUUCCCAGCCAAUGUUAGAUCCAGCAGCAACGGUAAAAUCUUGAUGAGGAAGACAUCAGCAAAGAAGCCAGCUGCGUCUUCAGGAAGUCCAUGAUACGGUCCAGACCGUGUCAAGUACCUUGGUCCCUUUUCUGGUGAGCCUCCUUCUUACCUGACUGGUGAAUUCGCUGGUGACUAAGGUUGGGACACUGCUGGACUAUCAGCUGACCCAGAGACCUUUGCAAAGAACCGCGAACUUGAGGUGAUCCAUUCAAGGUGGGCAAUGCUCAGCGCUUUGGGCUGUGUCUUCCCUGAACUCCUCUCUAGAAAUGGAGUCAAAUUUGGUGAAGCAGUUUGGUUCAAAGCCGGAUCUCAGAUCUUCAGUGAAGGAGGACUAGACUAUUUGGGCAAUUCCAGCUUGCUUCAUGCACAGAGCAUCUUAGCUAUUUGGGCGACACAGGUUAUCCUUAUGGGCGCUGUUGAAGGUUACAGAGUUGCCGGUGGUCCGCUCGGUGAGGUCGUUGAUCCACAUUACCCAGGUGACAGCUUCGAUCCAUUAGGCCUUGCAGAGGACUCAGAAGCAUUUGCAGAGCUGAAGGUGAAGGAAUUGAAGAAUGGUCGCGUCGCUAUGUUCUCCAUGUUUGAGUUCUUCGUUCAGGCUAUUGUGACUGGAAAAGGUCCUUUAGAGAAUCUCGCAGACCACCUUUCAGACCCAGUAAACAACAAUGCUUGGUCAUACACCACCAACUUCGCUCCCGGGAAGUAAGAAUGAUUGUAACACUGGACGAAGACGUUUGCACUCCCAUCAAAGCCAAGUGGCGUGUGGUUUCCUACUUCUUUCAUUAAUAUCCUCUGUAAAUUCAUUUAGCUUGUAAAAUUUUGUAGAGCGAUUGUUUUGAAGAUAAUUCGCUUCUCUUCGUCAUCCUUCAGUCUGAUCAAAUCCAUUUUUGAGAUAACUCUGUCAUAUUCACCUCACUUAUUUUUAUCACUCUGAUUGACUC